Aplysia californica (California sea hare) is the source of this 1575-nucleotide messenger RNA. Its product is annotated as CaM kinase II alpha. Gene Ontology annotation, cellular component: neuron projection; cytoplasm. Gene Ontology annotation, biological process: protein phosphorylation. Lineage: Eukaryota; Metazoa; Mollusca; Gastropoda; Aplysiida; Aplysiidae. Gene Ontology annotation, molecular function: ATP binding; calcium/calmodulin-dependent protein kinase activity; calmodulin binding. The record is from RefSeq and is marked provisional.
UUAACAUUCAAUAUGGCGGCCCAGACGUCCACUGUGAAAUUUAGCGAUAUUUAUGAAUUAAAGGAGGAAUUAGGGAAAGGAGCAUUCUCUAUCGUAAGACGAUGCGUGCAGAAAACAACUGGAUUAGAAUUUGCUGCCAAGAUAAUUAAUACAAAGAAAUUGUCUGCCAGAGAUCACCAAAAAUUGGAAAGAGAAGCAAGGAUAUGCCGGCUGCUGAAGCACCCCAAUAUAUUUCAUCUUUCAUUGUACCUUGUCACAGGUGGUGAAUUGUUCGAAGAUAUUGUAGCUAGAGAGUUUUACAGUGAAGCGGACGCCAGUCACUGCAUGCAGCAGAUAUUAGAGAGUGUAAACUAUUGUCACCAACACGGAAUCGUGCACAGGGACUUGAAGCCCGAAAAUCUCCUUUUAGCUAGCAAAGCCAAAGGUGCAGCAGUGAAACUUGCAGAUUUUGGGCUUGCCAUCGAAGUACAAGGAGACCAACAAGCUUGGUUUGGUUUUGCUGGUACUCCAGGAUAUCUUUCACCAGAAGUUCUAAGGAAAGAUCCAUAUGGCAAACCUGUGGAUAUCUGGGCAUGUGGGGUUGUGCUGUACAUUCUGCUUGUGGGUUACCCUCCUUUCUGGGAUGAAGACCAACACCGCUUGUAUGCUCAAAUCAAAGCCGGAGCUUAUGAUUACCCAUCCCCAGAGUGGGAUACGGUGACCCCAGAAGCCAAGAACCUCAUCAACAGUAUGCUCACAGUGAACCCCGCCAAGAGGAUCAAUGCGUCAGAGGCGCUGAAGCACCCCUGGAUUUGCCAGAGGGAACGUGUGGCUUCAGUGGUGCAUAGACAAGAGACUGUUGAUUGCCUCAAGAAGUUCAACGCCAGACGGAAACUCAAGGGUGCCAUCUUGACCACUAUGCUAGCAACCAGAAACUUCUCAAGUCGAAGCUUGAAUGUGAAGAAGAAUGAUGCCAUCAAAGAGUCCACAGAGAGCAACACCCUUGAGGAUGAAGACUCUAAAGCUGUAUCAGUGAAAUGUGACUUGGAGAGUCGAAAGCAGGAGAUCAUUAAGCUGACAGAACAACUGCUUCAAGCCAUUACCAGUGGUGACUAUGGAGAAUACACGAAACUGGUUGAUCCCCAUUUAACAUCAUUUGAACCUGAAGCCUUGGGAAAUUUAAUAGUUGGUCUGGACUUCCAUAAAUUCUACUUUGACCAUGGUAAGUACCCUUCAGCCUUUGUUGUGAGUAUGCCGGUACUAGAAUGGUAGUUGAGUGUCUGACAGUGAGUGUCAGUGUUCCUCAAGCCUACUUAACUCAACACGCUUGCCUAUAUCGUUAGCACCAUCAACUGUGCAUAAUUAUAGUUCCAACUUAUAUAUAUAUAUUUAUAACUCAAGUCCGUAAGGCUGUAAGCUUUAUCUGAAACCUUGCAUUUUCAUAAAGUAGACUGAUCAUUUGGUACUUUCUAAACCAGUAUUAGCACAGUCAUUUUCACCCCUUGCUUUAGGGUGUGUGUAUCUUUGUGUCUGCGGCUCUUCUAUGUUUGUAACUAUCAGGUGUUUUAUCUGCUACCUAGGUUUUAGUACAGUGUU